AGGUGUUGUUAUACUGAGUACAGAGGGGGAGUGUGAUACUGGGUUAGCAGUCAGGUAACACAGGGGGAAGGUACACAAAAUUCCUGGCUCCACUCGGCUGUGACCAAUGGUAGGCUAUAUACUGCGAUAAGACCUAUCACCUGAGUAUUCCACCCAUUGGUUCAACCUGUAUCUGGACACCAUGCUUUUGGAUUCAUAUCAACUCGUACCAUUAUCGUCAGUCCCUUCCGUGUUUGGCAUUCACCUGUAGCCCAACGACCCUGGGGUGAAAUCUCGUACAGGUAUCUCAAGCGUGCUGUCAUCUGAGUCUGGUCCACAUAAGGUCUGGUACGACAUCAGUCCCACUCUGCAAUAUACAUAACCAUCAAGAGGAAACUCCACACAAGUGACUCCGGUGAUUUCUUUAUUCGUUCUGUUGGAGAUUUACUUACUUUUAAAAGUGGUGCUGCUACAGGCAUUCUACAAUAUUAACAUUUGGGAUAAAAAAAAACACUUGAGUUUAAAGGCCCCUUGUUGUGUGUAAAAGUUUGGAAUAUUUAAUCUGCGUUUGGUGGACCCUUCUAUGGGAAUAUAGUAGUGAUAAUCAUGGUGGAAUAUAAAGUAGCUCGGAUGCUUCCAGAUCUGAAGUACCAUCCCUAUCUACAGACAUACACGCCCCGCAGCAUGCCGUCCGCAAGUCCAAACACCACGAGUAGCCUGUCGAGUACCCAAAGCGGCCGAGAACUGUUGAGCUGCAGCAACUUGUACCUCCGUCAUCUAAGUCCCAACACAACGGAUGAAGAUCUCGUCGAACUCUGUCAGAGAUAUGGCAAGAUUGUUUCCACCAAAGCAAUUAUGGACCAAACCACAAAUAAAUGUAAAGGGUAUGGAUUUGUUGAUUUUGAAAACCCCCAAGAUGCUGCGGUGGCACUGAAAAAUCUACAGGCACAAAAUAUGCAAGUUCAGAUGGCAAAAGUAAGUAUUCCAGAACAACAGGAACAGGACCCCACUAACCUUUACAUCUCCAAUCUUCCCCUGUGUUACACCGAGACAAAUCUAGAAAACAUGUUCAAGGACUUCGGAACCGUCAUCUCCACACGGAUCCUGCGUAAAACAGGGGACAACACAAGUCGGGGAGUUGGUUUCACGCGCAUGGAGAACAAGGAAAAGUGCCAACAAAUUAUUGACCAUUUUAACGGAAAAGUUCUUCCAGGCUGUACAUUACCUCUCCUCGUGAAGUUUGCUGAUGGUGGUAACAAAAAGAAAAAUACACAGAUCCAACAAAAAAUCUGGCCUGAAAGGGAAGGGCUAUUCCCACUGACAUCAUAUGACCAAGCAGCGUUUGCUCAAAAUGGAGUGGCCCAAGCCUUGAUGGCAGCCCCACAAGGAAUCCUUCCCCGCUACGCAAUGUCAACACCUCAGACGACGUACCAGGUUCAGUCAUCGCCUGCCUGGGGCAUGCCUCCGGGCGGUUAUAUUAUGCAGCCUCACAUGCCAGCAUUUGUGGCCGGACACCCAGCAGCCUCCGCUGCAGCGUUCAAUCAGAUGUAUGCUCAGGCCCCCGGGGCGGCCACCAUGCUACAGGCUCUCCCGAUAGAGGACCAUGAUGCUUUGGACAAUACGCCACACUUCCAGACCUACGCAGCCACACCUUCCAGUUUUACGUGAUUUCAUCGUUUGCUAACGUAAUUUAACGCCACCAACUAAUCAACACAAUGGGAUACAGAUCAUCGGAGUAACAACCUACUUUAUCCUCAUUCUGUUCCGAGUUGAAACAAUAGCAUUACCAAGGAAUCAAACACACCAAUGAUCAAGACCAGGGUAUUACAGAGGAAGGAAAGCUAGAAAUUUCCUGUAAUGGAAUACAAUCUAAGAACAAAAUUCGGAGCAAAUCUGUAAUAUUUUUUAGGAUGUAAAAAGUUAAUGUUGUGGAUGAAAACUUUUGCGACAUCAUGUUGUUAUUGAAACGAUGAAUUUCUAAAUGAACAAAUAGACAAUUUGAAAACUCAUAUGAAUGAACACUCAGUCAUGUGUGACAGAUUGAAACGGUGGAACAACCAAAACAUAAGCUUAGCAAACGGUCUAUAACUAAAAUUAAACUUUUGUCUAUGCCAUUGCCUGAAAGUGAUUGGAUAUUAUUUUUAUUUUCUUCAAAGAAAUGUGAUUCAGUGAUGCGCCAUUUUAUUACUAAUCAGUAGAUAGAGUGUGUAAGGAUGUUGAGUGAAUGCGUUUUAUUAUGAUAUUGAAAUAAGGUCAUUUUUAUCAUUCAGAUUUACAAACACCUCACUCCCAGUGCUGAGAUUAAUUUUUAUUCUUAAGGGGGAGCAACAUACUGUUGGUAUUUGGCCGCGAGUCGGUAUUUGGCCGGGAGUCGGUAUUUGGCCGGGAGUCAGUAUUUGGCCGCGAGUCUUUGGACUGAACUUACACCUAUAUUUGGAAAAUUGUGUGCGACAAAAUUGUGUGUAUAGGUAGUAUUUAAACAAAUAUAACUUGUGUUGCUCCCCCCCCCCCGAGAUAACAUUUCAGGUGAAUACUUUUUAAAAUGCAACCACAGGAAUAUGUUUCAUUUUUUUGUUUGUUUUUUACUGGAAAUGAAUUAACGUAUAUACAAUUGAGUUGCUCAAGUUUUAAACUGUUACAAAAUAAAUAGAUAUUUUGUUGUUUACCAACUAAUAAAUUUUGAAAUGUUUCAUUAUUCAUUAAUGAAUUUUGAAAAAAAAAUUAGCAAUUGAUUAAUUUUAAGUCUGUUUAGUAUUUCCACACUAUACAGUUAACACAUAAUUAGAUUUUACACAUUUAAAGUUAGAUUUUAAAAUAUUUAAGAAUGGAGUGGGGAAAAAUAUCAACACUUUAUGCAGUUUCGUACUAAUAUGUUUAAUAUGUUUAGUUAAUGAGCUCUGUCUAUAAGAGUAUAGCAAUGCUGAUAUAAUGAUAUAAGUUUAAACGUACAAUGUAGUUAAUUUGUUGAAGGGCGAAAUACCUGAAUCCAUAAUCAAAAUUCAAAUCACCAAUUAUGUUUUAGUUUUAAUUACAAGCCAGCAGUGAUUAUAUUUAACCAAAUAAAACCUUUUUCCAGACCAACUAUUACAACAUUUCAGUAAGACUUGAGCAAUUCCUUGGUAUUAGGUCUGACAUGAUAUGUUAGUUAGAAUGAGACUAGAAUCUUUUUGUACACCCGGCCUUAAAGCGCCCGAUUGAUAGAAUUAACGGACAGAGACUUGAGUGAAUGAUUUUUAUACAAAACAUACUGAUGAAAUCAAUACCAACAGAAUCAACAUUUUUAUCUGUACAUAUACAUGCUUCUUUUACAAAUGAUAAUUUUUAAAUUUUUUGUUCAUAGUUUUAUGUUUCAUUCAUUUUAGGAUUUUAGUAAAUGUUUUUGUGGUCUUCAUGUGAUUUAUGCAUACUUAAUUGUUCAUAACAUAUUGCUAUGGAAACGGAAAUGUGAUUUUACGACUUUCGUUACCUUGACAUAUUUUUAUAGCUGGGUGUUUUGGUUGCAGUUGAUCAACAUUUGAUAAUAGCUAGAUAUUCAUUAGCUGUAAAGAUUGGACAAAAGAAACUAAUACAUACAUUUUGAAAAUUAUAUCUAAAAUGAAAAAGUCAUAGAAGUUUGUCAUUGUUUGAUUGAAUCAUAUUUUGUAACUCUAACCAAUAUUGUAUCUCAUUAAGUCAUCCUACUCUUUAGAGAGAGUUAAAUAUGGAGACAAAAUUGAGGGUCUCUGAAAAUGAAAAAAGAAACAUAAAAUUUGGAAAAUAGAAAAAAAUUAGUGUCACAAUCAGUCAAGUUGAACAAAGUACAAUACUUGCUCCAAACCCAUAUAGAUAGUUCUCGGUAGCGAUAAAGAAAUUGUAAAUAGUUUCAUACAUUUCAUUUCUGACCACAUUCGUGUUCAUUAAGCAUGUCAUUGUAAAUAUCAUUAUGUAUUUGACCAAUCAGAUUGUUUCAUGUAUAAUUUGGUUACUGGGCAACAGUAGACCAACUAUUGCAGCUACCCGGAGUCCUGUGAAAUCGGGAAUAGUUAUGUUCUUGAUCGAGUGAGAAAUAUUUUGAGGUCAUCCUACGAUCUUUGCAACAUGAGUUGCUGAAUAAUGUUCUUGGGAAUAUUUUCCUUUUGCACCGUACCGGUAAGCCAUGAUGGAACAUGCCUCCUGGUAGCUGCUGAUUCUAGUUUUUGGUAUAGUGCUUCUCCAUUUCAUCAUUUGUCUUACUAUACUUGGUUCAUAUUUUUUGGGGAUAGAAUUUUUGUUAUCACAUCUAGACUUAUGUAGCCGAUGAAAGAAAUGUUGACGUAAGCACCUGUCACAUAACUUAUGGUUACGAUUUGGAUGCCAAGCACAUAUGCUGUUGUUCUGCUUAUUAAAUCAUAUGUAUAAUUAUUUUUUUUAAUAGCAAUUUUUCAUUAUUAUUCAUUUUUCCUGUUUCCUUUCUCAAAAGAACAUUAAUGUUCAUUAAUUCUUAGUGACAGUGAAGUUGACCUAUAAAGGAUUAAGAUCAGUAUUCAGGGUUAUUUUAUAGAACUUGGAGAGCUGUACACAUUUACAUGUAAACUAUGUGAACUGGGUAUCCAUAAACUUGUACCAUUAUGUAUAAAAUGUGUUUUUGAAACAAAAAACUAUUUAACCAUUAAAUAUCAAACGUCCAAGAAUUGUCUUCCAGACUUUAAAUAAAUAUUAUUGGAAUUGUACCUUGCACCCAUUCCUCGGACCCUGCACAAAAUAUAUAUAUCUUCCAGUUCAAAGGUCAAAGACAACUUAAAGUACCAAUUUAAUACUGCAAUAUACAUAUAUAUACACUCCUACUUUAUGCAAAAUGUAACGGCAAGACUGUACCUAGUUAGUGGUUAUCUUCAAAUGUGUAAUUAUAUUUUGUGUUAAAUUUUUUUUUUUAAAGCGAUUAUCUGUUUUUAAGCUGACAUUAGAUUGAUGGAGCUGGCAGUGGUAGCUAGGUUAGUUAUGCAUUAUUUAUAACUUACGCGAUCAGAACUAACCUGUUCUGCCGUAUUUAUCCAGUAAUAAGCCCACGCCUGGUGAUAAGCCCACCACCUAGAGUCGGAGUGUUAACCCCAUGGGUCUAUAACAGGGUAAAUACGGGAAACCUUUUAAUUCCUUGUUGCCAUAUAUGACAACCUAUGUAUAUUACCUGCUGCAGGUUGCUUUUGUUUAAAUUUAUGACAUCGUUAAAUUUCAUUUUAAAUACAACAACCUGAACAAAUUGUUGUUGUGGUUGUUUUGGUAAAAUAUUUUCUGUUAUUGAUAAGAUUUUUUAAAGGGAGAUAACUCUUACACCAAUCACAUUUACAUAAUAAAAUGUAACUUAUAAUUAAUCUGAGUGUAUAUGAACUAAAGUAUAUGACCAAAAUGCCAGUACAUACAGUGUGCAAUAAAUCAAAAAUACUGUAGAAAGAUUUGUUAAGUUUCUUUUUUUCUUUUUGAUUUUAAAAUUUAAGAGAAUGUUCAAAAAUUGUUUUUUUACAAGUAUAUUUACUGUACAGUAUGAUAUUGUAUGUAGAGGGAAUAUUCUAAGGCACACAGCCGUAGGGUUCCUCAUCCUGUCAUGAUAGACAUAUUUGGUUUGCGGGGAGGAGGAGGAGGAGGUACCCAAUCUUUCUUAGAAUUUUGUAUAUUAUGGCAAUUCGCACCAAGGUGAAAUAUAUAUACCUUGCAAGGGAUGAACCGAAAUCUUCCUGAUAACAUGAUCAAAUAAUUUUGUAAAAUGUAUGUAAAAGGUGAUAUGUUUAUUUAGAAUACAUUUGUAUGUAAAACACCUAUUCAUCACAACAACACAUGCAACUGUAUAUGAACUUUGGUUUACAUGUUUUUGUCUAGUUUUUCCGGGGUUUUUUUGUUUUUUGUUUUCAUUUUUAUACCUGAACGCCAUUGUUUAUGACCCUGUGAAAUACACUCCCUUCCAAUACAAGUCUGUCUUGUGUGGACCUUAUCCCUACUUCUGCAGGUUUUUUUACUAUUGAUCAUCAUGUCGUAAAAUCUUCAUUAUUUUUUAAAUCAUUAGGAUAUCACUCCUCGUUUAGUUAAUACCUUCAUCAUUAAAUUGUUUCAUUGAAAAGUUUUUUUAUACAGAAAACCUUCAAAAAACAUAAAUGUGAAAUAAUGCAUGCCUGUUGAUUACCUUGACCUUUGACCUUAAUGUGUCCUUGCUGUUUUCCUUAAAUGUUGUUUGGUAAUUUGGAGUACAAUAAUUGCUGCCUAAUUUUAAGUGCCAGCCAACCAUCAAUCAAAUAAUGACCUUUGACCCCUAGCAUAUUUGCCGAUUAAAUGUUCAGCGAGAGUUAUGACAUUUAUUUUGGGAUCAAAGGUGGCUUUACCCCCUCAUUCCAAUGGACUCUUCCAAUUGUAAGGCUGGAUUAAUCCAAGACUGUUGGGGGAUGAAGGGGUAGGCACCAAUUAUAAUAAAAGGAGACUUUAGAUGUUGGAGGUGGAUAUUUUUGUUGAAUAUUCGUCAUGUUGAAUGUUGAAAUUGAGGUGAAAUGUUACAUGUUGUAUGAAAUCAAGUUCUUCUUUCAAGUGAAUUGUUCGAAAAUGUUAUUUUUUCAUCAUUAGCAUGUAACAGUUUGUCAUUGGUUAAUUAUGUCCAGGGGAAAAUGUCAAAUUCAUGUCAUUCAUUUUAUUUUCUCGCUCCUGUUCUUGUUAACCAUGCACUUGUUGUCAAUAGUGACAAAGUUGUCAUGGCAACAGGGUAGGAGGUACGACGUGUGUUUGUGUGACGAUUUAAAUGAAGCGGUAGUCUUAGAUGUUCAUCAUUGUCAUGGAAAAAAAGGAAAAAAGCAAAAAAUAAAAUCAAUGACUGUUA
Messenger RNA from Pecten maximus, 6790 nucleotides. Its product is annotated as RNA-binding motif, single-stranded-interacting protein 3-like. The transcript has 12 exons. Gene Ontology annotation, molecular function: poly(A) binding; poly(U) RNA binding; mRNA 3'-UTR binding. NCBI's taxonomy places the organism in Eukaryota, Metazoa, Mollusca, Bivalvia, Pectinida, Pectinidae. The coding region runs from base 586 to 1647 and encodes 353 amino acids. Gene Ontology annotation, cellular component: cytosol; nucleus; ribonucleoprotein complex. The record is from RefSeq and is a predicted model, not a curated record.